Necator americanus (New World hookworm) is the source of this 390-nucleotide messenger RNA. RefSeq lists its product as uncharacterized. The transcript has a single exon. Bases 1 to 390 code for a protein of 129 amino acids. The record is from RefSeq and is a predicted model, not a curated record. NCBI's taxonomy places the organism in Eukaryota, Metazoa, Nematoda, Chromadorea, Rhabditida, Ancylostomatidae.
AUGAUGCUAGGAGUAUCCCAUUUCGCGCAAGUGAGAGACGGGAUUCGAAGUUCUCUCCUAGGUCAACGAUCGAAGAUUAGAGACGCCGCCGCGUUUGCCGUUUGCAAGGAAAGUAAAAUAAGAUGGGCCGGACACGUGAUGCGCUUUAAUGACAACCGUUGGACCAGAGCCGUGAGCGACUGGGUUCCCCGCGAUAUUAAGCGCAUUACAGGAAGACCGCCGACCCGAUGGUCAGAUUUCUUCACGAAGUCCUUCAAAGAAAAAUAUGAUGCUCUUCGUGACCCACGCGAAAGAAGGAACCACUGGACUACUCUGGCACGCGAUCGGGACAAAUGGAAGAAUUACUGGCGCCCGCUCGACCAGUUCGAAGAUCAACGGGAGUCAAGGUGA